AUGAAUCAAAUCAUUGUCCUCGUCGGCUUGACCGCUGUGGUCGGAAUCUACCUUGCAACCCUGUACGGUAAGAAAGGUUCCUCAAAAUACAGACUACCACCUCUGGUACCGGGGAUUCCAAUAUUUGGAAAUGCUUUGCAGGUUCCUCCAACCCAGCAAGGGCCAUGGGCAAAGGAGCUGGCCGAGAAGUAUGGAGAGAUGUUCACCGUCAAGUUUGGUGGUGCUACCUGGGUAUUUCUGAAUUCCUCACGAGUGGUGACUGACCUGAUGGAAAAACGUGCUGCAAUCUACUCUUCUCGACCACCAGCCCCAAUGACUCAAGACAUCAUGUCGGGCGGCGGUCGUAUGGUCUUGAUGCCUUACGGUGAGAGAUGGAGGAAGACGCGGAAAGUCAUGCACCAAAUUCUGAGCACGCGACAAAAAGACACAUUUUCAAAGUUCCAGGAUCUUGAGUCCAAACAUCUCCUUUACGACUAUCUGCACAAUCCCGAUCGUUGGUUUUCUGCCAACGGAAGAUAUUCGAACUCGAUCAUCAUGAGCGUUGUUUUCGGGAUUCGUUCGAAGCUUGAUGAUCCAGAAGUCACCAAACUCUUUGAAACUGCCGAGAUGUUCCUGGAACAGCAGCAGCCGGGUGCAAAUGUCGUUGACGGGUUUCCUAUCCUGGCUCGACUUCCCAAAGCUUUGCAGUGGUGGAGGCCAAAAGGAGAGCGGAUGGUAUACAAAUAUCAGCUUGACAAAUUGAAGGAGCGCAUAGAGAAGGGCGAACAGCGCGAGUGCUUUGCCGCGGACUUUAUCAGGUUCAACGACGACAACUACUUUGAUGAAACUUCACAGCUCUUCGUUUUAGGGACCUUGAUGGAAGCAGGCAGCGACACGACUCGAGUUUCCAUAUACGAUAUGAUUGCCGGGGCCGCGACGUAUCCGGACUGGGUAGACCGAGCAAGAGCACAGCUUGACAGGGUAUGUGGCGCCAAUGCAGAGAGACUUCCGGGAUGGUCUGACAGGGAGGAUUUGCCCUACAUCACCGCUGUGGUCAAGGAGAUUUUCCGUUGGCGACCAAAUCUUGCCGAGAUCGGUGCCCCAACAUCACUUACACAGGAUGACGAAUAUGAGGGCUACAGAUUUCCAAAAGGGACGGUGUUCGUGUGGAAUGCCUGGGCUAUCGCUUUAGAUCCGAGGGAGUAUGAAGAGCCGGAGCGCUUUUACCCUGAGCGGUUCCUGAACGAUGACCUCAACAACCCCCUGAAGGGCCAUUGGGGAUUUGGACCAGGACGCCGUGUAUGUGUGGGAUGGAAUGUGGGCGAAAGUAAUGUCUGGAUCGCAGUGGCGAGGCUGCUGUACUGCUUCAAUUUCAUUGAGGACAAGGCUCAUCCUAUCGACACGAUGCGUAUUCCUCAGAUUGCGAAAGGAAUAGCCCCAUUCCAAGUCAAGAUUGAAGUCCGGAGUUCCGCCCAUGCAGCUUUGAUCGAACGCGACUGUCUUGACGCAGUGAACGCUCCAUAG
Messenger RNA from Exophiala viscosa, 1503 nucleotides. RefSeq names its product cytochrome P450. NCBI's taxonomy places the organism in Eukaryota, Fungi, Ascomycota, Eurotiomycetes, Chaetothyriales, Herpotrichiellaceae. The record is from RefSeq and is a predicted model, not a curated record. The transcript is spliced from 5 exons. The coding region runs from base 1 to 1503 and encodes 500 amino acids. Gene Ontology annotation, molecular function: oxidoreductase activity, acting on paired donors, with incorporation or reduction of molecular oxygen; heme binding; iron ion binding.